Molecule: messenger RNA, 1001 nt
Organism: Kickxella alabastrina
Lineage: Eukaryota; Fungi; Kickxellomycota; Kickxellomycetes; Kickxellales; Kickxellaceae
Product: phosphatidylinositol N-acetylglucosaminyltransferase subunit C
Exons: 2
Coding region: 1-945 (314 amino acids)
Biological process (GO): GPI anchor biosynthetic process
Cellular component (GO): membrane; glycosylphosphatidylinositol-N-acetylglucosaminyltransferase (GPI-GnT) complex
Source: RefSeq, a predicted model, not a curated record
AUGGCAAUUCGCAGAAUGCGUUUGGCAAAAAAUAGCAAAGAUCACAGUGCAAGUGGGCGGCCAACGGGUGUGCGUGGGCGGCGACCCUGGCGCAAGCUGCUGUACAUAAAACAGGAGUACCCGGAUGACUAUGUUGAUGAGACGUUUCUCAUGGAGCUGCAGAAGAACACCAACGUGAGGAUGUACGACUACUCGACAGUCGUCAUGCAGACGGCCGUAGUCACGCAGCACAUAUCGAGCAUCAUGGUGUUCAUCGCAGUGUUCAUCAGCCUGUACCGCGGCAGCCUCACAGGCCAGGUGCUCCUGUGGUGCUCGUCGGUAUCCACACUAUUCGGGUUUGUGUUCUGGGAUCUGCUGAACAUGUACCUGCGCACGCCCGAGCAGCGCAUAGUCCGGUUCAAGCUGAUCAAGGGCGCGGUGCUGUUUGCGCUGCUGCUCUUUGGCCUGUCGCCGAUCCUGCGCACGCUGACGGAAGAUACGAGCAGCGACACGAUCUGGGCAAUGACCGUCAUCUUUUUUUGCGUUAACCUGGCAUUCCACGACUACAGUACGGGCAAUCUGACCAACAUCCGUUUUCCGGGCAGUGUGUCUCUCAACGCCGCCGUAUUGGGCAGUGUGUUGCUGGCGUCGCAGCUGAAUAGCAACCUGAGCGUGUUUGCGUUUCUUGCGUUUGCGCUCAAGUGGUUUGCGCUGUUUCCGAUUUUCAGGCGGUACCUUAAGCGCAUUUCGGCGGCAGCGUCCAUGGCCAUGGCGAUUGUGCUUGCGUUGAUCGCAGCAGCGAUGUUCUUGUAUAUUUCGCGCGCUAUCGCCAUGCUGCACGUGUUCAUUACGCUGUUCAUUACGUUUGGCUGCCCACUGUGGCUGAUCUGGGUCCAGCGGUACAAGAACGAGAUGCACGGGCCCUGGGACGAGGCACGGCCGAUUGUCCACCACUACUACCUCUAAGCCCCACUGCCUUUUUAAUGUACUUGACAAUACCUAAUUAUCACAUAUAUUUGAGC